AUGUCUUCUGGUCGGCAGAGUGCUGGGCCUGAGACAAAAGACCAAUCCCCUCUUGGAGUACAACUGCCUGUCAUUGGUUGUUCGACAGCUGGUGUUGCCGAUGGCAACCAUCGCGGUUGGACGAUAGGCAAUCUCUGUGGUUUCGCUUUAACCUCUUCAUUUGUCCGGAACACCGAAUGUCAGGCCGUCCUGUCAACCGGACAAGCGUAG
Molecule: messenger RNA, 210 nt
Organism: Protopolystoma xenopodis
Lineage: Eukaryota; Metazoa; Platyhelminthes; Monogenea; Polystomatidea; Polystomatidae
Source: the annotation of a GenBank genome assembly